AUGCCAGGAGGCGUGGAGGAUCUGGUCAUUACGGCAGCGAACACCCUCAAUGCUACAAAUCCGUCACCGAUUCCGGCAAAUACCACAGUCAAGACCAAUAGAUUAAGCUUGCAGGCCACUCGACAACUACCACUCAAUCUCGUCAACAACAUAGGAGGCCCCGUCAAUGCGUACAUUACCGGGUUGGAUCCCAGUGGACGUGUCGUCUUUGUUCAGCCCAAUGGCCAGUUCUUUUAUCCCCCUGCCGAUGAUUCAUUCACCAGUCCUCGAGAGGUUUCCAACGGCAAUCUGGCCAUCCCACUGAAAACCGCACAAGGCAGUACUACGCCAAUUACGCUGCCCGACUAUGUCUCGUCGGGCAGGAUAUGGUUUGCCAAAGGCGAUCUACAUUUCUAUACCAUCUGGAACUCUGCCACAAACGCUCCGGCGCAGGUCCAGCCUUCAUUUGCCAAUCCCAGAGAUCCGUCGGCAGGAGUCGACUGGGGAUUUGUAGAAUUCACGAACAAUGCUGGUGGACUGUAUGCAAAUCUGAGUUAUGUUGAUUUUGUGGGAUUGGCUCUUGGCAUGUCCAUGACUCCAGGGUCGGGGGAAACACAAACAGUCAUGGGACUUCGACCUGGCGGAGUGACUGCUGUCUGCUCCGCGCUGGCAAGCCGACAGCAAAAGGACGGGAAAGCUUGGAGCAACCUUUGUCAGAGUGGUAGCAGUGGCUUCCUCCGAGUGGUGGCUCCUUACCCCUUCUCGCAGUCGAACCCCGAUUGGCUGAAUAACUUCAUGGCAGGUCAUGUUGAUCGUGUCUGGGCAAGAUACGCUACCAGAACCUUAACAAUCGAUACGCAAUCCGGAGCUGGCAGAGUGAACUGUCGUGUCAAUGGUGACUCCCUUUUCUGUGACGGGGACAACCGCGCGUACGCCAGGCCGUCGACGGAGGAUAUCUGGGGCUGUAACACUGGACCAUUCGCCAUUCAGGCCUCCGAUAACGCUGUUCAUCGAGCGGUCGUCCCCAGGCUCUGCGCAGCAUUUAACCGCGGAACCAUGCUGAAAAGCCCUUUACAGCCCGGACCAGCUGCUCCCACAUACUAUCAGAAUGCGCAACACAACUGGUACUCGCAGAUUGUUCACCGAAACCAACCGGAUGGCAGAGGAUAUGCUUUCAGCUACGAUGAUGUCAAUCCGACUGGCGGUGUUGAUCAGAGUGGCACCCUGUCAGAUGGCAAUCCUCGCCUGCUGAGUAUCUUUGUUGGAGGAGCUUAG
Sphaerulina musiva SO2202 is the source of this 1254-nucleotide messenger RNA. Its product is annotated as glycoside hydrolase family 64 protein. NCBI's taxonomy places the organism in Eukaryota, Fungi, Ascomycota, Dothideomycetes, Mycosphaerellales, Mycosphaerellaceae. The transcript has 2 exons. The record is from RefSeq and is a predicted model, not a curated record. The coding region runs from base 1 to 1254 and encodes 417 amino acids.